Molecule: messenger RNA, 541 nt
Organism: Anthonomus grandis grandis
Lineage: Eukaryota; Metazoa; Arthropoda; Insecta; Coleoptera; Curculionidae
Gene: Sdhaf3
Product: succinate dehydrogenase assembly factor 3, mitochondrial
Exons: 3
Biological process (GO): mitochondrial respiratory chain complex II assembly; succinate metabolic process
Cellular component (GO): mitochondrial intermembrane space; mitochondrion
Source: RefSeq, a predicted model, not a curated record
AUGAAGAUUUUUAGGAAGUUUUAUUGGUUACUGUGGGGCCCUAUUAAAGGUAAUUUGUCGUAAAUGUCUCAUGUACAAAGAGUAAGGACUUUAUACAAGAUAAUCCUAAGGCUCCACAGAGGUUUACCAGAAGAAUUGCAAGUUAUAGGCACGAAUUAUGCUAGAGAUGAAUUCCGUAGGCACAAGAACUGUAAACCUGAAGAAGCCGCUGUGUUUUUGAAUGAAUGGACUAAUUAUGCCUUAUCAUUAGGGCAGCAAAUGGGUUUAAAAGAUGGUAGAAAAGAGGCAAAAGUAGGGGACGAUUUGGCACCUGAAUUAUUAGAUUGUUUAAGGGAGGAGCAAGUCGUUCAGCUUUAUGAACUGAUGCAAGAAGCACAUGCACCUAAAGAGGUUAGAAAGGAAGAAGAGAGGUAGGAAAAGAUUGUUGCCAAGAUUCUCUAAGGUACAAUUGAGGUUUAAAUAAAACCACAGCAGUUCACUAAAAAAAUCACAUUUAAUUCUAGUCAUUAUUGAAUAAAAAAACUCAUUAAAAAACUAAAAA